This is a messenger RNA of Coffea arabica (coffee), 677 nucleotides long. The record is from RefSeq and is a predicted model, not a curated record. NCBI's taxonomy places the organism in Eukaryota, Viridiplantae, Streptophyta, Magnoliopsida, Gentianales, Rubiaceae.
GAGACAUGGAUGAUGAGGAGUUGAUCGCUCAUGUUAGAAGGUCUGGAAGCGGAAUUGCAAGGGCAGGCUCCAAAUAUCAUGGAGUCACGAGGUCUAGCAGCCAAUUUGCAAGUGCAGGCUCCAAAUAUCGAGGAGUCACUAGGUACUUUGAAACUGGCAGGUGGUUCGCUUACAAGGCAAGCAAGAAACGUGGACAAUAUAUCAGGACUUUUGGUUCUGAGGAAGAAGCUGCGAUGGCAUAUGACAUUGAGACAAUCAAAAAGAAAGGCUGGAAUGCACAAACAAACUUCAGCCUAGCUCUGUACGAUGUCGCCGGAAUUCGGGCGGGAACCGCAAAUCCACCAAUCACUGAAGAAGCAGCCAAGUACCUUCAGCAGGCAACAAUGUGGAGCUCUUCGGGGGAAGCUCAAGGCCACAGCUCGUCUGGAUACCAUUCCAUUCUGCACCAGGCUCAGAUAUCAUUCGUCAGAUACUCGCAGACUCUGAUGCACAUCUUAUCUGCACAUUCGAAUUUCCAAACUCACAAUGUGGCUGGUUCCAGUGCACAACACAUGUUUUCGCAUUCCAGCUCCAGCCCCUUCAAGCCCUACGUCAAAAACUAACUUAAGUAAGGGCUAAAAGCACUACACAUAAACUGGUUCUGAUAUGAUUCAGAUUGGUCAAAUUGUAGUGCUUUC